Molecule: messenger RNA, 333 nt
Organism: Canariomyces notabilis
Lineage: Eukaryota; Fungi; Ascomycota; Sordariomycetes; Sordariales; Chaetomiaceae
Product: ubiquitin-like protein
Exons: 3
Coding region: 1-333 (110 amino acids)
Biological process (GO): protein urmylation; tRNA thio-modification
Cellular component (GO): cytoplasm; nucleus
Molecular function (GO): protein tag activity
Source: RefSeq, a predicted model, not a curated record
AUGUCGAAUCAAACAGAAAUCGACACUAUUCCCAUCACGGUUGACUUUUCAGGCGGGCUUGAGAUGCUCUUCUCAAACCGGCGCCGCCAUGCCGUCUCUCUGCCUGCCAUCGACGGCGCCGGCAAGCCAGCAAACAUUGCCUUCUUGAUCGACUAUCUGUGCAAGAACCUGAUGAAGGACCCUCGGACCGACCUGUUUGUUCUAGACAACCACAUCCGACCCGGCAUCCUGGUCCUCAUCAACGACGCAGACUGGGAACUUGAAGGCGAAGAGGCCUACGAGAUCCAGCCCCGCGACAACAUCCUGUUUGUCUCGACCCUUCACGGGGGCUGA